Seriola dumerili (greater amberjack) is the source of this 1371-nucleotide messenger RNA. RefSeq names its product gap junction gamma-1 protein-like. Gene Ontology annotation, cellular component: connexin complex. Bases 1 to 1371 code for a protein of 456 amino acids. The record is from RefSeq and is a predicted model, not a curated record. Gene Ontology annotation, biological process: cell communication. Lineage: Eukaryota; Metazoa; Chordata; Actinopteri; Carangiformes; Carangidae. The transcript has a single exon.
AUGAGUUGGAGUUUCUUGACUCGCCUGCUGGAAGAAAUCCACCACCACUCAACAUUCGUGGGCAAGAUCUGGCUCACCGUCCUCAUUGUUUUCCGCAUUGUGCUGACAGCUGUAGGAGGAGAGUCAAUCUACUACGAUGAGCAGAGCAAGUUUGUCUGCAACACAGGUCAGCCAGGCUGUGAGAACAUCUGCUACGACGCCUUCGCGCCACUCUCACACGUCCGAUUUUGGGUCUUCCAAAUCAUUCUGGUUGCCACACCUUCACUCAUGUACCUGGGCUACGCUGUCAACAAGAUUGCUCGGGCAGAUGAGCAGGGUAAAGACAGUGGGGGGGUGAGUGGAUUUUCACGGAGGAAAAAGAAGCACUAUCUUGCAGCCAGAAAGCAGCAUAGUGGCAUUGAAGAGGCUGAGAAAGACCAAGAGGACGAUCCAAUGAUCUAUGAAAUGGCUGAGGUGGAGAGCAACGGUGGUAGAGCAGCAACAGGAAGAAGUGGUGAAGGGCAAACAAAUGUCAAGGCACGGCAUGAUGGGCGCAAGCGUAUCAAAGAAGAUGGAUUGAUGCGCAUUUAUGUGCUUCAGCUCUUGGCCCGCUCCUCACUGGAAGUGGCUUUCUUGUGUGGACAGUAUGUUCUCUAUGGAUUUUCAGUACCUCCCACCUACACUUGCUCAAACCAGCCCUGCCCUAACAGUGUGGACUGCUUUGUGUCACGACCCACUGAGAAAACUAUCUUUCUCCUCAUCAUGUACGCAGUGUCCCUGCUUUGUCUGGCACUCAAUAUAUGGGAGAUGCUUCACUUGGGCAUCGGUACCAUCUGUGAGAUCGUACGCUCCCGCCUGGUGCAGCUCCCUAAUGAUGAGUUGUACGGACUGACAGAGGGACAAGGGGCUCCUCAAGAGGCACAACUGAGAGGAGAGGAUUACAGCAGCUACCCUUAUUCUUGGAAUACACCAUCAGCUCCACCAGGGUACAACAUUGCCAUCAAGCCUCUUCUGGUAUCUACUGGGAACCAUGAAAAACCACUUCCCGUUACUGAUCUUGCUAAUGCUAAGAUAGCAUGCCGGCAGAACCAUGUUAAUAUUGCCCACGAGGAGCGUCAACAGUACACCAAUAAUGAUGACAACCUGGGUAUGGGAGAUGCCCCCAGAGGCGCUCAGAAGGACAUCCAUCAGCCUCAGAAAAUGUUGGGAGCUGACAAUCAGGCCUACAGCCAGCUUCAGAGCCACAGUAACAAUCACAGCAAGCCUCACCGUGAACGUAAACAACGGCAGGCCUACAAACACGCCUCGAGCAAGGCAGAUGCAGACAGAGGCAGCAGCAGCACCAGUAGUAGCAGCAAAUAUGGAGUGAUAAAGGGCUCUGAGUGGAUCUGA